AUGCACGCCCUCCGCCAUCUCUCCAGGUCCGCACCUCGCUCACUAGCAUCUCGUCGAUGUAUGCAGACAACCGCGGCACGCAUGGCCGUCACAAACUUCCAAAUGCCCGCCAUGUCGCCAACCAUGACGGAGGGUGGCAUUGCAGACUGGAAAAAGAAAGAGGGCGACUCCUUCGCUGCGGGUGAUGUCCUGCUCGAAAUCGAGACAGACAAGGCCACCAUCGACGUCGAGGCGCAGGACGACGGCAUACUAGGAAAGAUCCUGGUUCCCAAUGGCGCAAAGGGCAUCCGCGUCGGCCACACCAUCGCGCUCCUUGCGGAAGAGGGCGACGACAUCUCCAACCUCGAGCCGCCCGCAGAAUCUACACCUCCCCCAAGACAGGACUCCACGCCCGCAGCCUCCUCGUCCACCCCGCCCUCCUCUGUGCCCGACAAGCAGCAACCACAGCAGUCCGCACCCCCCGCGCAGCCGUCCGCCCACCCGCAGAGCUCGCGUCCGCUUUUCCCCUCCGUCCUGCGCCUGCUCCAGGAAAACGCGAUCGUCGACGCCGGCAAAAUCACGGGCACCGGUGUGCGCGGCAUGCUCACCAAGGGCGACGUCCUCGCCUUCCUCGGCAAGGCGAGCGGUCCCUUCGGCACGUACAACCCCACGGCAUCCGCCAACGAGCCGAGCACGUCCGCCCCCAAGAAGCCGGAGCCCGCGCCUCUCGACGGGCCUGCGCUCCGCCGGCUCAUCGUCGGCAACAUGCUCGAGGCGUCGCUGAAGGCGCGCACCGCCGCGGCGACAGCGCCUCCCGCGGAUUUCGACUCGGUCAUCGCGGACUAUCUCCCUCCUGCGAAAACAAGCGCACCCUCGUCGUCCGUCCCCCAGUCUCUGCAGCAAGCCAAGUCGAACACUGGAUUCUUGGAUGGGUUGAUUUAG
This is a messenger RNA of Fibroporia radiculosa, 921 nucleotides long. RefSeq lists its product as uncharacterized. The transcript has 5 exons. NCBI's taxonomy places the organism in Eukaryota, Fungi, Basidiomycota, Agaricomycetes, Polyporales, Fibroporiaceae. Gene Ontology annotation, biological process: pyruvate decarboxylation to acetyl-CoA. Bases 1 to 921 code for a protein of 306 amino acids. Gene Ontology annotation, molecular function: dihydrolipoyllysine-residue acetyltransferase activity. The record is from RefSeq and is a predicted model, not a curated record. Gene Ontology annotation, cellular component: pyruvate dehydrogenase complex.